Messenger RNA from Penicillium arizonense, 1077 nucleotides. RefSeq names its product NAD(P)-dependent alcohol dehydrogenase. Gene Ontology annotation, biological process: alcohol metabolic process. The record is from RefSeq and is a predicted model, not a curated record. The coding region runs from base 1 to 1077 and encodes 358 amino acids. Gene Ontology annotation, molecular function: zinc ion binding; alcohol dehydrogenase (NADP+) activity. Lineage: Eukaryota; Fungi; Ascomycota; Eurotiomycetes; Eurotiales; Aspergillaceae. The transcript is spliced from 3 exons.
AUGGCGACAGACUACAAGUUCGAAGGCUGGAUGGGCCUUGAUUCCACGGCCAGCGAGGGCAACAUGGUCUGGCAGGAAUUCACUCCCAAGAAGUGGGAAGAGACCGACAUCGAUAUCAAGAUCUCGCACUGCGGUGUCUGCGGUUCUGACCUGCACACUCUGCGCAGUGGCUGGAGAGCAUCCGACUACCCCUGCUGCGUCGGCCACGAGAUCGUGGGCACCGCCGUGCGCGUAGGAAGCCAAGUAUCCGACAUCAAGAUCGGCGACCGCGUCGGCGUCGGUGCGCAGAGCGAGUCCUGUCUCGGCCGCCAGGGUGACUGCGAAGAAUGCGCCAUGGGAUUGGAGCAGUACUGCAGCAAGAAGGUUAUCGGCACCUACAACAGCAACUUCUACAACGGCGACAAGUCGUACGGUGGAUAUGCGCUGUACAACCGUGUGCCUGGCCAUUUCGCUAUCAAGAUCCCCGAUGCUAUCACUUCUGCUGAUGCGGCGCCUAUGCUGUGCGGUGGUGUGACUCUUUACAGUCCUCUCAAGCACAACAACUGUGGUCCCGGCAAGCGUGUCGGUAUCAUUGGUGUUGGUGGCCUUGGUCACUUUGGUGUGCUUUUUGCUAAGGCUAUGGGGGCUGACAAGGUUGUGGCUAUUUCGCGCAAGAUGAACAAGAAGGAGGAUUCGUUGAAGAUGGGAGCUGAUUUGUACAUUGCUACUGAUGACGAGCCGGACUGGGCUACUGCCAAUGCUCGGUCUUUGGAUUUGAUUGUUUCUACUGUUUCUUCUACUAAGAUGCCCAUGGUCGAGUAUCUGGGUCUUUUGAAGACCGGUGGCACUUUUGUUCAGGUCGGCCUUCCUGAGGAUGGUGGUCUGUUCGCUCCUGUUCGCAACUUGAUGCGCCGUAUCAAGCUUGAGAGCUCGCUCGUUGGUAGCCCUAACGAGAUCCGCGAGAUGUUCCAGCUUGUUUCAGAGAAGGGGAUUCGCCCUUGGAUUGAGGAGAUCCCUAUGAAGGAUGCCAACAAGACCAUUGUUGAUAUGGAGGAUGGUAAGGCACGCUACCGCUACGUGCUUGUCAAUGACCAGUAA